GUAAACAUUGUAAACAAAAGUAUAAUAGUAGUGCACUGCAUUAUGGAACCGGCUGAAAUUAGAGACGUAGUGCUGAAUGUUCGUAAACCUGUAGUUCUUAGAGGAGUAGAAAUUCCUUGGUUUUGUUUCAAUCAAACGCUUUCGGAGUGGUUAACCCAUUUGGAUGCCUCUAUCCAUAAUGAUAAAGGAUUUGCACUGGAUUGUGGUUCGCGAAAAAACGGUCGAACACCGCAAUGGGAACGACUACGGAAGAAGAUUCAAAAACCGAUGAUAGAUUUUUAUAAGGAAUCCAAUGCCGGCAAUAAUGACCAUGAAAGUAGUAAUGAUUUUUUUCGGGACAACUGGGCAUCCUACAGUUAUCGAUACAUUAGCGAACUGCCGGACGAAUGUCGAAAAGGAAUCAAUUUUGAAUGUUUCGGUUUUCCCGAUGUGGAGGAGGAUAUAUCCUUUUGGAUUGGAUCGCAGGGAGCGCACACUCCGUGCCACUACGACACAUAUGGGUGCAACAUAGUGGUGCAGGUGCACGGUCGAAAGCGGUGGCUGUUGUUCCCUCCAAGUGCGAAGCUCAGGGCAACCCGGGUGCCGUAUGAAGAAUCCAGUGUUUACUGUGAGGAAAACUUUUACAGUCCGGCAACGUAUUCGAAACUGAUAGGAGUUGAAAAUGAAGCAUUUCACGUGGUUUUGGAACCGGGGAUGGCAUUGGUCGUACCACCAAAGUGGUGGCAUUAUGUCGAAACGCUAGAAUUUUCGUUGAACUUUAACACUUGGAUUCAGUUGCAAAGUGACCCCGAGGAGCAAAUUUCAGAGUGCUUGACACGACUUGUCAUACAAGAUUACUCGAGUUCUUUGAGUUCUAACAGUCUACAACACAUCAUAAAUCCAAACGAAGUAUCGUCAAUUGCUUCUACAUCACCGGGCGAGCUCCACUCAACCCUUAAAUAUCUACUGAACCAACGAACAGCUGGGAAGCGGCAACGCAAAAGUCAACCGCAACAUCCCAUCAAUUACAUUCCCACAUCUGAAUUGCAAUCGCUUCUAUCCGCCCACAAAGAGCACAUCAUCCCGGUGCCAAAACUCUCCAAUCACGAGUUUUUCCAAUUGAUGCAGCAGAACAGUCAACGGUACGACCCCUCCCGGAACCGCUCCAGUGACGACGAAGAGGACAACCGGUGCGCCGCUAAUGCCAUCAAUCGGGCCUGCAAUCCGCAGUUGAUCGAUAUGCUGAAAAGGACCCUAGAGGGGCUGGAAUAA
This is a messenger RNA of Armigeres subalbatus, 1251 nucleotides long. It is a transcript of the gene HSPBAP1, whose product is annotated as HSPB1-associated protein 1. The transcript is spliced from 4 exons. The record is from RefSeq and is a predicted model, not a curated record. Gene Ontology annotation, molecular function: 2-oxoglutarate-dependent dioxygenase activity. NCBI's taxonomy places the organism in Eukaryota, Metazoa, Arthropoda, Insecta, Diptera, Culicidae. The coding region runs from base 43 to 1251 and encodes 402 amino acids.